GGUCGACUGCGGACGCGCGAUCGUCUCAGUGAGCUCACCGGAGCACCACGAAAGUUGCAUGAAAAAAAUGUUGGAGUUUUACACGAAUAUUAACCCUGGAUUGAUGCAGGAGAGCAUGCAGCCGCCGCUCAGCUGCCCCAACAGAACAGAGCUGAGCGCCAGCAUCAAGCGGGAGAAGAUCGUGGAGAUAUGCGAGGGAUGCGGCCAGAAGAUCCAGGACCGCUACCUCAUGAGGGUCGGCGAGCUGUCCUGGCACGAGCACUGCCUCAGCUGCUGCGUCUGCGGCUGCCCGCUCGCCCACACCUGCUUCACCAGGAACGCCAAGCUCUACUGCAAACCAGAUUACGAUAGAUUGUUCGGGGUGAAAUGCACGAGGUGCGGCGAUCGCCUUCUGCCGCAGGAGAUGGUGAUGCGCGCUCAGCAGUACGUGUUUCACAUCCAAUGCUUUGUCUGCGUGAUGUGCUGCCAGCCGCUGCAGAAGGGCGAACAAUACGUCAUCAGAGCCGGCCAGAUAUUCUGCCGCCAAGAUUUCGAGAAGGAAAUGUACUUGAUGCAGCAUGCUGAGGACGAUAUGAUCAUAGACGAUUCAGAGCGCCCUCGCGACGGAAGGCGAGGCCCGAAGAGGCCUCGAACGAUUUUGACAUCAGCUCAGCGCAGGCAAUUCAAGGCCUCCUUCGAAGUCAGCCCGAAACCGUGCCGUAAAGUCCGCGAAGCUCUCGCAAAAGACACUGGAUUGAGCGUCCGAGUAGUUCAGGUGUGGUUCCAAAACCAGAGGGCUAAAAUGAAGAAGAUCCAAAGGAAGGCCAAGCAAGAGGGAGACAAGAAUACCGAAAAGGAUAAAGAUAAAGAUGAGAAAAAUAUAAAGCAGGAGUCACCGUCAAGCGAGCACGGGAACUACUUGGGCCUUGAUGGAUCUUACUCUGCUUCAAGUCAACCUCUGAACCCGAAUCUGCCGUACUCUCCAGAUGAUUAUCCAGCGCAUUCUGGCGACAGCUUCUGCAGCUCAGACAUAUCCCUCGACGGCAGUAACUUCGACCAGCUCGACGAGGGCGCUUCUGAUACCAUGAGCUUACAGAACCUGGAGGUCCAGCAUCACUCGCAUCAACACGCUUCUCACGAGCCGCUCAACUUGGGCACGGGGGCUGUGGUGAACCCCAUAGACAAGCUGUACCUGAUGCAGAAUUCGUACUUUAGCACUGAUCAUUGAUUAGAUAGCCGACGUGGCGCUGGUCGGCGCUGCAGGCACGGCCAGCGACUGCGCCCCCCGGCUGCUGUGAGCAUCUCUGUGAACGCCACAGCAACGGUCACCAGCCACACCAGCACCAUCACGCACGCCGCUGAAGCAGCGAUGCACGCCGCGAUACCGUUUUACGCUGGACAGUACCAAAUGCCAAAUCAGUAUUGAGAUUAUCCGAGCUCUCCGUAGACAUAGAGCAGUUACAAUAAUUAGUCAAAUGCUAUUUGCACCCCCAUAAAGGUUGCAAGUCCUCUUUUAGUAAAAUUGUGUUAUUGUUGUAAUGUAGAACAACUUACAGAAACCCGACCCCCGUUAGAAGUAGUGUAGUAAUUUUGCAGCUUUCGCUUUUGAUAAAGACAGUUACAGUUAUAAUCUUACCUACUAAAUGUGAAACUUAUGUAUAUUCGGUGUUUAUACAUUACUUACUCGUACCUAGUAAGUUAGGACACAUCCGGCGUACAAGUGUUUUGGGAAAGUAUUCUAAAUCCUAAAUUAAGAGUGUAAAUUAUGUACAGAUAGUGUUUUAAGCUUCAACAAUGUAGAGACCGGUCACUGUAUUUCAAAUACGUAGAGUUUAGUAUUUAGAGAAGGUUUUUGAACUACACACAGUACCUAUUAUUAAUUUGUAGUUAACUUUUGUGUUCUUGGAUUUGUUACAGAAUAUUAGAUCAAGCCGAUUUUGAAGGGAAUUACCCAUAGUUACUCAUUUUAAAGAAUUUUCAGUCUGCCACUGGACAAGGGAAAAUAUUUUCAUUGUCCAGUGUUAGACAACGUAAUAGUAAUUUUGCCGUAAAGUUAGGAAAAUAUUUAUGUCCGUUACAAGUUAGUUAAAUCAUCCUCAAACUAGUAAACAAGUAAUUCAAGUUUACAAAGUUACUACAAACCAUUAUGCAUCUGAAUCUGAAAUAGUAUAAUAAUGACCUAGUUGUUACCGAUUUAUGUAAUAUUACACUCGUUACCUUCAAUGUUAAACAUAGAGUAAAUAAAUAGGAAUUCACAAAGCUGCAUUUAAAAAUAAUACAGUUGUAACUUUAAUUUAAGCAAUUACCUUCUUAAUAGUUGUAAAUAUAAAAGUUAUCAGUGUAGGUAUUCGUGUAAUAUUAGUGGGUGUCUACAUUGAAAUACUAAAAGAUAAGCAAAAUUAAAAGCCUCGUCAUAGGUUUCAAUUUGUUUUGUUGGUGAUUUUUGUAACUUUGCUGAUGUUAUAAUGAUAAUAUAAUAUAAGAUUCUUAUUGUAAAAUUAAAAGUAAUGUGUACUUAAGUAUUCACCUUCAUACAACUACACGAGACUUUAUUUUAUUAAGUACUUUUGCUUCAAACUACACCUACUUAACUAGACACUGUACCCUCUCUAAAAUAGUAUAAUAAUCAAAACAUAAAUCAAUUAACGUUUUGUUGUGUAGAUAUUUAAUGAAUAUAUGAAUCUAUUGUUGUGCUAUUAGAUUGUUAGGUGCACUUGAAUCAUAGUUUAUUUAACUUAUUAUAAUAACUUUUAACCUACUAACAAUUAUUUUCUGCAUUUACGUGUUAUUCUAGUCAAAUUAUUGUUUAAGAAUUAUUUUAGUGAAGCGUUACAUAAAAGCUGUAAGGCUGCGUAUCUACCUAAGAAAUAUUUUAUUUAAAUUGCCGCCUGUAAUAUAUAAUUUACCUAACUUAUUUUACCAACUUAUG
Ostrinia furnacalis (Asian corn borer) is the source of this 2908-nucleotide messenger RNA. RefSeq names its product LIM homeobox transcription factor 1 alpha (gene Lmx1a). Bases 59 to 1207 code for a protein of 382 amino acids. Gene Ontology annotation, cellular component: nucleus. The transcript is spliced from 4 exons. Gene Ontology annotation, molecular function: DNA-binding transcription factor activity, RNA polymerase II-specific; RNA polymerase II transcription regulatory region sequence-specific DNA binding. Gene Ontology annotation, biological process: regulation of transcription by RNA polymerase II; neuron differentiation. The record is from RefSeq and is a predicted model, not a curated record. Lineage: Eukaryota; Metazoa; Arthropoda; Insecta; Lepidoptera; Crambidae.